GCCCGAUCAAUCCAUCAACAAACCAACCCAACCAGCAAUAGCCACCCCAAUCCAUCCAGCUCCUCCAAGCUCAGUGUCCGAGCUCAGCUCAGCUACCCACACUUCACUCAGUAGCAGCUACCGGUAGCGAGAAAGAAAGAUCGAUAGUGCGACGUGCGCGAUGACGACGGUGGCGAUAGGCAUUCUGGCCAUGGCGUGCCUCGUGGCGGUGGCGCGGGGCGGCAACUUCUUCCAGGACUCCGAGAUGACCUGGGGGGACGGCCGCGGCAAGGUCGUCGACGGCGGCCGCGGGCUCGACCUCACGCUCGACAAGACCUCCGGCUCCGGCUUCCAGUCCAAGACCGAGUACCUCUUCGGCAAGAUCGACAUGCAGAUCAAGCUCGUCCCCGGCAACUCCGCCGGCACCGUCACCACCUUCUACCUGUCGUCGCAGGGGACGGCGCACGACGAGAUCGACUUCGAGUUCCUGGGCAACGUCACCGGCGAGCCCUACACGCUGCACACCAACGUGUUCGCGAAAGGGCAGGGGCAGCGGGAGCAGCAGUUCCGCCUCUGGUUCGACCCCACCAAGGCCUUCCACACCUACUCCAUCAUCUGGAACCCGCAGCACGUCAUAUUCGCGGUGGACGGCACGGCGAUCAGGGACUUCAAGAACCACGAGGCGCGCGGCGUGUCGUUCCCCAAGAGCCAGCCGAUGCGGCUGUACGCGAGCCUGUGGAACGCCGACGACUGGGCCACGCAGGGCGGCCGGGUCAAGACCGACUGGAGCAAGGCGCCGUUCGUCGCCUCCUUCCGCAACUUCAACGCCGACGCCUGCGUCAUGUCGGGCGGCGCGCAGCGCUGCCCCGCCGGCACAAUGGAGGCCUCUGCGGCCGGCGGCAGCGGCAGCUGGUGGAACCAGGAGCUCAGCGGCAUGGGCUACCGCCGCAUGCGGUGGGUGCAGAGGAAGUUCAUGAUCUACAACUACUGCACCGACCCCAAGCGGGUGGCGCAGGGCGUGCCUGCCGAGUGCAAGCUCCGCUGAUGAGAUCCUCCCGCAGCUUACAAGAACAACAACGCAUGAACCCGUCAUCUGAGAUGUGUUUUGUUUCGGCUUUCGAUCCGUGAGAACGAAGGAAGGAAGGAAGUGCGCGCAUCAGAGCUCUGUCGGAUGGUGUAAAUGUAGUACCGUAGUAUGCAUAUCGCAUUCUUUCAUUUGUUUCGUUGUCACACGGGUCGUUCCAUGUACUUAUGCAAGUUCUAUAAUUAGCUAGUUCCUUUUAGCCUUGAAAA
Molecule: messenger RNA, 1272 nt
Organism: Aegilops tauschii subsp. strangulata
Lineage: Eukaryota; Viridiplantae; Streptophyta; Magnoliopsida; Poales; Poaceae
Source: RefSeq, a predicted model, not a curated record